CUAAUAGCAUCCACGUCAGCAAGACAAGAACAGUAAGGGAGAGGAAGGGAGAUUUUACAGAAAACUGUGGGAAACGGGGACGCCAACAAGGCAGAGAAGGAAAGAAAAUCAUACAAACCCGAAGAAAACGACGUUUUUAAUUGCAUUUAUUUUGUUCCUCAUAUUUCUCUUUCGCUUGCCCAAAACCAAACCCAUUAAGUUUCUAUAAUUGAAGAGUUCGUACAAGUCUCUUCUUUAAGAAGAAGAAGAAGAAAAACCCAAAUGCUUCUCGUGAUGCAUGCUCAAGAAGAUUUCUGCUCGGUUGUCAAAGUGGACACUCUUUUAGGCCCUUAUGCCAGUGUUAGAUGGAAGAUGGCGAGCUUGAAAGUUGAUGGUUAAUUUGGAAGUCGAACAAAGUGGAAGUUAAAUCUUAUGACUCGGUGGUUCGAACAAUUUUAUUUCUCGGCAAACAAAUAAAGCUCAAAGGAAACUUGAUGUAGUGGUGUGAGGGCUCUAUAGAGAACCGGAUUUUGGUAAUCUUGGAGUGGAAUAUUCUUUGGUAAUCCAGAUUACAAUUCAAUGCAUAUGGGCAUUGUCAUUUAGGAUCAGAUAUGCGCAGUCGGACUCUAUGAAAGUGAAAGCAUAACAGAAAGUAGAAGAGCGUCUAAACUUUUAAUUCCGCAAUCAGGGGAAAAGAUGGAUUAAUUCAUUCUUUGGAGGAUGUUAACCGUGAUACUUAUAGAAUGAUCUUUGGAAUCUACAUAUAUGUGUCUUCAAAAGGGAAGUUCGAGAUAUUGUGGUUUCUAUGGUCAACCACACAAAAGAAUUUACCUUUUCGCAAUUGAAUUUGGAGUUACUAAUUGGCCUAAAUCAUUUGGAACUUGGCUGAAGAGUCAGGGACGUAGUCCGGGCUCGUUCUCUUGCUAGGAAAAUAAGGCAGAGAACAACUUAUUUGGAAAGUAAUUGGUGAAAGGUGACCAUAUCUGGUGGAAAAGUUUUAGAAGGUGCAUCUGAAAGGAAAUACUUGUUAACUUAUUGUGUCACCGGGGGAAGGGAAUGAAUCAUAACUCAUUAUGGAGAUGAUGGAGGUGAGUGCUGGGAAGUCCCCUUCUGAUUGUAAACAACCUUCGGAGCACACGAAAUCAGCUAAUCAUCGUGGCAAAAAAACUGCAGAAAAGGAAAUGAAGACGUCUGUUUCUAUCAAUUAUGGUGCAACUGCUUGGCAUGAGAACCGAAAAAAGUGGGUUGGAGAUAAAUCUCAGCACACAAAAAGAAACGAAAAGGAUCCGAUCAUAAGCUGGACAACCUCAUAUGAUGAUUUACUCUCAUCUAAUGCGCCUUUUUCUGAGCCAAUCCCAUUGCCUGAAAUGGUGGACUUUUUAGUUGAUAUUUGGCAAGAUGAAGGCCUUUUCGACUUUUUUGACUAAACAGCCGUUGACAGUGUUUCAUUAGCGAGAUGAAGACGUAUCAUACAUCCUAUGGCUGGUUCAUUCAUCCAUUGUCAGUGUUCAAGUAGUAACACAGAGACUGACCAAAGGUGGAGAAAUCUUAAAAACCUAAUUUCUAAUUAGGACCCAUAUAAUCUUCUAUAGCUGAUCAUGACUCAUGAAGAACAACCUUAAAGAUCCUUGGAGUUUUUCUUUAAUUAAUUGAAAACUUAUUUAUAUCUUGUAAGUUGUAGAAGUUCACAUGGUAUAAGGAUGCAACUUUUUUUUGCAUUUCAUUUAGUUUUGAUUAUGAUCAUACAAGAAUGAAAUAUCCCGUCUUCUACUUGUUCCUUAAGCAUGUGAUAAUCAAGUUAAUUGUUCCAAAUUGUCCUGUUGCAUUGGCCAAUAAUAUAGUUUGUGACUGUUUGGGCCUUUAUAUUGUUAUCAUAGAAUGUUCCUGAAAUGAA
This is a messenger RNA of Morus notabilis, 1873 nucleotides long. RefSeq lists its product as uncharacterized. The record is from RefSeq and is a predicted model, not a curated record. NCBI's taxonomy places the organism in Eukaryota, Viridiplantae, Streptophyta, Magnoliopsida, Rosales, Moraceae. The coding region runs from base 1053 to 1406 and encodes 117 amino acids. The transcript has 6 exons.